Messenger RNA from Leptosia nina, 1449 nucleotides. The record is from the annotation of a GenBank genome assembly. Lineage: Eukaryota; Metazoa; Arthropoda; Insecta; Lepidoptera; Pieridae.
AUGAUAAGUAAGCUACUACUCCUGGCCCUCAUAGGCGCCGCCUAUGGGAGACCGAAGACUCACUGUCCAGCGGACGGUACACAGUACUUAGUCGCACACAAGAACGACUGCAGUAAAUACUACAUCUGCGAAAAUGGAAGGAAUAUUCUAAAAUCACGUUGCCCAGUGAACACGUACUUCUCAAUUGAGAAUCAAAAAUGUGGCGACAUCAUUGAAGCCAGAUGCCGCAACUCAGUCCGGCGAGGUAGGGACGGAAAAGACGGCGAAGACGGAAAAGAUGGUGAGAACGGUGGCGGUCAUGCUGGAAUCGGCGGCUUUGGUGGUCGUGCUGGAGUCGGUGGCUUCGGAAACGGCGGAAAUGGUGGCCGCGGCGGUAAUGGCGGAAACGGUGGAAACGGAGCGAGGAUGCUCCGCCAACGCAAUAAACGCAGUGUUGGCUACGAGACUCACCCCAACGGCUGUCCUGUAGACUACAGAAUAGAGAAGCUGUUCCGUCAUCCCGAGUGUAACAAAUUCUUCCAAUGUGUCCACGGCUCUUACCAAGAAAUGCCAUGCGCCCCGGGAACUCUAUUCAGCUACAAUUUACAGGAAUGUACUUGGCCUCAUUUAUCUGACUGUGGAGGAGAUGACAACGGUGGUGACGAUAACGAUGGCGAUGAUAACGGCGGGGAUGACAACGGCGGCGAUGAUAACGGCGGGGAUGACAACGGCGGCGAUGAUAACGGUGGGGAUGACAACGGUGGUGACGAUAACGACGGCGAUGAUAACGGUGGGGACAACAACGGCGGUGACGACAACGAUGGGGAUGACAACGGCGGUGACGACAACGGCGGUGACGACAACGGCGGUGACGACAAUGGCGGUGACGACAACGGUGGUGAUGAUAAUGACGGCGAUGACAACGGUGGGGACGACAAUGGCGGUGACGACAACGAUGGGGAUGGCAACGGCGGUGACGACAACGGCGGUGACGACAAUGGCGGUGAUGAUAAUGACGGCGAUGACAACGGUGGGGACGACAACGGCGGGGACGACAACGCCGGGGAAGACAACGGCGGCGAUGACAAUGGCGGGGAUGAUAACGGCGAUGAUGAUGAAGGUGGAAAUGGAGGCAACGGAGGUAAUGGUGGCAAUGGAGGAAACGGUGGCAAUGGUGGUAAUGGCGGUAAUGGAGGCAACGGGGGUAAUGGAGGCAACGGGGGUAAUGGAGGCAACGGCGGUAAUGGAGGCAAUGCAGGAAAUGGAGGCAAUGGAGGCAAUGGAGGAAAUGGCGGCAACGGAGGCAACGGUGGCAACGGUGGUAAUGGAGGCAAUGCCGGUAAUGGAGGCAACGGAGGAAAUGGAGGUAACGGAGGCAACGGAGGAAAUGGAGGUAACGGAGGCAACGGAGGCAAUGGAGGCAAUGGAGGCAACGGAGGCAAUGGUGGAAAUGGUGGACGUGUCUUCUAA